UAUGCCGAAUAAGCAGCAAACAAAGAGACCAGAAGUAUUAAAAAAUCAAGGAACUAGGUCUAGUUACAAUAGUGUUCAAUUUGACAACGACGAAGAGUUUAUAAGGCCUAGAGCAAAUACUUUUUCUCCGACUAUGGCAAGAAAAAGGCGAUCUUCGCUGCUCGAUCCCGAAAAGUCUCGAUCUUCUAGCACCGACGCUAUUCAGCUUCCAUCGGGUUCUCCCGCAUUCCAACAGGUUCUUCAGGAAAUCGAAAUGGAACAAAUCAAAUUAGACGAUUGCAUGAACAAUCACACGGCAAUGAAAUCAAAUUUAAUGAAGAAGAGAACGUCUAGCAUAGAAGGAGAGAGACACGUUCAUUGGAAUGAAACGCUCAAUAAGCCAAAGAACAGAUUAAACUAG
This is a messenger RNA of Dimorphilus gyrociliatus, 400 nucleotides long. NCBI's taxonomy places the organism in Eukaryota, Metazoa, Annelida, Polychaeta, Dinophilidae. The record is from the annotation of a GenBank genome assembly.